UCGAUCAUCUCUGUUCUUGUUUGUAGCUGAUCAGAUAGAGUGAAUCAAUCGCCGAUCGUUCAAUAUGUGUGGAAUCUUAGCUGUUUUGGGCUGCUCUGACCAUUCCCAGGCCAAAAGAGCUCGCGUUCUUCAGCUCUCUCGCAGAUUGAAGCAUCGGGGACCGGAUUGGAGCGGAAUAUACCAGCACAAUGACUUCUACUUGGCUCACCAGCGCCUCGCCAUUGUGGAUCCUGCUUCUGGUGAUCAGCCUCUUUUCAACGAAGAUCGGAAUAUUGUUGUCACGGUGAACGGAGAGAUCUACAACCACGAAGAUCUGCGAAAACUUUUGUCGAAUCACAAGUUCCGCACUGGGAGCGAUUGUGAGGUUAUCGCACACUUGUAUGAAGAGUAUGGGGAGGAUUUUGUUCACAUGUUGGAUGGAAUGUUUUCUUUCGUCUUGCUGGAUACACGAGACAACAGCUUCGUCGUUGGCCGUGAUGCUAUUGGCAUCACUUCACUAUACAUCGGUUGGGGACUUGAUGGCUCGGUUUGGAUUUCGUCGGAGCUGAAAGGAUUGCACGAUGACUGCGAACAUUUUGAGGUGUUUCCACCUGGUCAUUUGUACUCGAGCAAACAAGGUGCAAUUAGGAGAUGGUACAAUCCUCCUUGGUUCUCCGACUCCAUUCCAACCGUUCCAUAUGAUCCGCUUCUCCUUCGACGUGCCUUUGAGAAUGCUGUUAUUAAGAGACUGAUGACUGAUGUGCCUUUUGGCGUUCUACUCUCUGGAGGCCUUGAUUCGUCGUUGGUGGCUUCGAUCACGGCUCGCCAUUUGGCCGGAACGAGGGCUGCCAAGCAUUGGGGAACUCAGCUCCAUUCAUUCUGCGUCGGUCUAGAGGGAUCCCCUGAUCUGAAAGCCGCAAGAGAAGUGUCCGAUUAUAUAGGAACAGUUCAUCACGAGUUUCACUUCACCGUUCAGGUAAAGAACCUGCCUCAACUUGAACCCGAAUAUUCAUGCAUAUACAUGUUCUCGAUUAAUUCAGUGGCGAAACUUUACAUCUGCCAGGAUGGAAUUGAUGCCAUCGAAGAUGUGAUUUACCAUAUUGAGACGUAUAACGUCACCACAAUCAGGGCAAGUACGCCCAUGUUCCUAAUGGCGAGGAAAAUCAAGGCCAUGGGGGUGAAAAUGGUGAUCUCCGGGGAGGGUGCAGAUGAGGUUUUCGGCGGUUACUUGUACUUCCACAGGGCACCCAAUAAAGAAGAGUUCCAUCGCGAGUCAUGUAGAAAGAUAAAGGCACUUCAUCAAUACGAUUGCUUGAGGGCUAAUAAAUCAACAUCUGCUUGGGGAUUAGAAGCUCGUGUCCCUUUUCUGGACAAGGAGUUCAUUGAAGUUGCGAUGAGCAUUGACCCAAAAUGGAAAAUGGUCAGGCCUGAAGAAGGAAUGAUUGAGAAAUGGAUAUUAAGAAAAGCCUUUGAUGAUGAAGAACAACCAUACCUGCCAAAGCACAUACUGUAUAGGCAGAAGGAGCAGUUCAGUGAUGGCGUGGGCUACAAGUGGAUUGACGGACUUAAAGCUCAUGCCGAGGAGCACGUGCACGACAAGAUGCUUCAAAAUGCUGCACAUAUCUUCCCUCACAACACACCAAAGUCAAAGGAAGCUUAUUACUACAGAAUGAUCUUUGAUAGGCUCUUCCCACAGAACUCGGCUCAGAUGACGGUUCCAGGAGGGGAAAGCGUAGCCUGCAGCACGGCUGAAGCUGUGGGAUGGGAUCCCUCAUGGUCGAAUAACCUUGACCCAUCUGGCAGGGCUGCCUUUGGCGUCCACCUCUCGGCUUAUCAGCAGACCAAUGGAAACAAUGGAAGUAUGCCAUUGAAGAUGGUUAACGGUUUGGUGAGUAGCUAGGUAAUGUAGUAUGUACUUACUAUAUUAUGGAUACUAUAUUACCAGUAUAUCUUUAAUAUAUAAUAAGGUAAUGUUAAA
This is a messenger RNA of Impatiens glandulifera, 1957 nucleotides long. RefSeq names its product asparagine synthetase [glutamine-hydrolyzing] 1-like. Gene Ontology annotation, cellular component: cytosol. The transcript is spliced from 12 exons. The record is from RefSeq and is a predicted model, not a curated record. Gene Ontology annotation, molecular function: asparagine synthase (glutamine-hydrolyzing) activity. Lineage: Eukaryota; Viridiplantae; Streptophyta; Magnoliopsida; Ericales; Balsaminaceae. Bases 65 to 1879 code for a protein of 604 amino acids.